This is a messenger RNA of Fragaria vesca subsp. vesca, 918 nucleotides long. RefSeq lists its product as uncharacterized. Bases 1 to 918 code for a protein of 305 amino acids. The transcript has 3 exons. Lineage: Eukaryota; Viridiplantae; Streptophyta; Magnoliopsida; Rosales; Rosaceae. The record is from RefSeq and is a predicted model, not a curated record.
AUGGAACGAACAAAUGUCCUGACUCCUGAGUGUUUCCUCAAGGACAAAGAAGGGAAGAUCACUGAUGAGAUCAACCGGGAAUAUGAAGCUUGGAUACUUCAAGAUCAGACGGUGUUGAGUUGGAUCAAUGGAUCCCUAACCCCUUCAGUCCUCGCUACCGUCUCUCGCUCUACUUCUUCAGCAGCCACAUGGAAGGCUCUUGAGAAGCGUUAUGCUUCUCAAUGCCAAAAUCGCAUCCUUCAACUUCGAAGCGAACUUCUCCGCACUAUGCGUGGUGAUCUCUCUAUCUCAGAUUUCUUGGAUAAAAUUAAUGGUGUUGCUGACAACCUUGCACUUGCUGGUAAUCCUGUCUCUGAAACUGAUUUGGUUUCGAUUAUAAUGAAUAAUGUUGGUUCUGUUUAUGAGACUACUGUCAAUUCUGCACAAGCCAGAGAUACUCCUAUUACAUAUGAUGCUCUGGAGGCCUUGUUGUUAAGUGCCGAACACAGGCUGCAAAAUCAAAAUGUUCUUGGAGUUGAUACUAGAGCUACAACCCUUCAUGCUUCCCGAUCACGUGGUGGUGGCUGUGGUCGAGGAACCUAUUCAAGUGGGGGACGUGGCAUGUCUACCCGAGGUGGUGCAUCCUUUGCUCGCAAUCCAUCUUCCUCCUUUAAUGGUGGACGUGGUGUUCCUCUCACACCCUCAAUUCUUGGUCCAGGACGUGUUCCUACAAAACGUCUCUCUGCUAUGGCUGCUCAACUCACUGAUCACUUUGACAAUAGCACUUGGCUGCUAGACACUAGUGCCAACUCUCAUAUCACUACAGAUGUGGGAAACCUGGAAAAUCCUCAAGCAUACAAUGGUUCUGACAGUGUUGGUGGAGUAGUUGAUGGUUCAGGAUCUCGCGACGGGGAAGACGCUUUUGCAGGGAAAAUGUAG